Molecule: messenger RNA, 630 nt
Organism: Ilex paraguariensis (yerba mate)
Lineage: Eukaryota; Viridiplantae; Streptophyta; Magnoliopsida; Aquifoliales; Aquifoliaceae
Source: the annotation of a GenBank genome assembly
AAUAUUGUCAUGACUUCUUCAAGCAUAUGCUUUUCUGAAGGCUCAUGAACUAAUGAUUCACUCGCUUCAAGACCAAAGGAAAUGGCCACCAACUAUUGGUGAUCCUUUAGUCCUUCCCCCUCUUAGGAGAUUACCAGGUAGACCCAAAAUAAAUAGGCGUAGGGAGGCAAAUGAACCUAUAGGUGGACCUAGUGCUGCUAGAAGGUGUCUAAGUAUGAAAUGCAGCAUAUGCAAAGAGUUUGAGCAUAAUAGAAGGUCAUGUCAACGGGCACCCGUCAAGGGUUCAAAGGUUAAAGGACAAGUUGAUGGUGAAGUGGCUCAACAAUCAACAUCUCAAGGGACCACCAUAACUCAGAAUUGUGAGCCGGCAACCACUGAAAGGGAACAAACUGGGCUUGUCCAAGGCUGUGGGGAAGCAUAAGAUGCUGACUCGAUUGUGUAUUUUGACUAUUGACUGGGUAUUUUUGUGUAAUUUUUGUAUAGUUUGAUUAUGAUCCUAGGGAUAUAAUUUUGUUAAAGCUCAAGUGUAAAGUGACUUCACUGUUGACUGGGUUUUUUUUGUGUACUUUGACUAUUAUCCCAUGGAGCUCAGGUGUAAAGUGACACAAUACUAAUUACAUUUUGAUGAUC